Messenger RNA from Lathyrus sativus (Indian pea), 1263 nucleotides. The record is from the annotation of a GenBank genome assembly. NCBI's taxonomy places the organism in Eukaryota, Viridiplantae, Streptophyta, Magnoliopsida, Fabales, Fabaceae.
AUGGACAUUCGUUCACACAGAGGUGGUAGAGAAACCAGUCCAGACCGUGCCAAAAUAUGUAGGAUGAAGCAGAAAGCGAAAGCCAUUAGAAAAGUACAAGUUGUGUAUUAUCUCUCACGAAAUGGCCUAUUAGAGCAUCCACAUUUCAUGGAAGUUAUCCUCUCUCACAAUCAACCUCUCCGUUUGAAAGAUGUAUUUGAUCGCCUCAUGGCUCUGAGAGGGAGUGGCAUGCCUUCUCAAUAUUCAUGGUCUACUAAAAGGAACUAUAAGAGUGGAUAUGUGUGGCAUGACUUGUCGCUGAAGGACAUAAUACAUCCAUCAGAAGGUGGAGCUGAGUAUGUUCUCAAAGGAUCUGAGCUUGUAGAAGGAUUUCAACAACUGAACUUGAGCGAGAAACAAUCCAUUCCGCCUCAGCAAGAACAAAAUUUUACUAGUUACAACAAUUCAAAGAGUAAGGUUGCUUUGAGUGGAAGACACCAACCGAAAUUAGAGAGUGAAGAUCAUCCGUACGAAGAAUACGAAGAGGAAUUGUUAGAGAAAGAGUAUGAUCAUUUAGAUGGAGAGAAAACGAGCUAUACAAGUUCAACUACAACGCCGCAUUCUCGUUGCUCCAGAGGUGUAUCAACGGAAGAACUGGAUGAGGUAGUUAUAACUAAUUCCCAUAAUACCCCGCCACCUCCGAAUCCAAAUUCCGCUACUACCCUAGCGGAAAAACUGAAACAAAGGGAUGAGAGGAGGGUUAACAAUGUGAUAACAACUAAUUACCCGAAACGGUUAGGGAAUGAGUCGCUGACGUCAGCGCCAGUACCGCAAAGUCGUUAUUCUGUUUUGCUGCAACUGAUAGCGUGUGGGAGUUCUGGUGCGGAGAUGAAAGCGAAGCAGAAUGGGGGAGAGUCGCGGUUGAGUAAUGUGGGGACCAGUAAGAGGAGGGAGAGCGUUGAUGAGGAGAAGCUGUAUUCAGGCGAUCAUGGUCAUCAUGGUGAUGAUGAUGACAUAUGCAUGACGGAGAAUCCGAGGUUGUUAGGGAAUUUGCAAUCAGAGGAAAAGGAAUACUUCAGUGGGAGCAUUGUGGAAUCCAUGAAAGCGAACCGAGUCGCUUUUCAGGGUGAACCUGUGCUCAAGAAAUCCAAUUCGUAUAAUGAAGAAAGAAGAAGCAGGCUAGGGAUGGAGGAGUUGCAGUUGAAGGAAACAAAAGAGGGAAAAGGAGGUGUGAGGGAGAAAUGCAUACCGCUUAUAAAAUCUUCUAAAGAGAGUAGGAAAUGA